Molecule: messenger RNA, 1153 nt
Organism: Suhomyces tanzawaensis NRRL Y-17324
Lineage: Eukaryota; Fungi; Ascomycota; Pichiomycetes; Serinales; Debaryomycetaceae
Exons: 1
Coding region: 118-1050 (310 amino acids)
Source: RefSeq, a predicted model, not a curated record
AAAGACGAGGAACCUCUUGAUACUUUCUAUGAAAUUGACCUGAAUUAUGGUUCUUCGGAGGAAGUUGGGAUCAACGACUUCGCAAGAGUUCUUACUUUAAAGACGGUUAUUCCUAAAAUGGAUACCAAAUCCGAGAGCUCAGAUAUCCCUGCCGACGCUAAGAAGGGUACUUCUCAUAAGUUGAUUUGUUCUCUCUUUGUUGAACAUUUCGAUAAAGACUAUGGAAAUGCUGAAGAAGCAAAUUCUCCAGUUACUGAAGAACUGGUGGAAUCAAAUGAUGAUUUUGAACUCAAAGCACAAGACAAUACCUUUGAUCGUCUGAAGCAGAAUGUUUCAGACCCUGAAUAUUAUCUCGCAGAAAUCUACAAGUGGGGGCUUGAGUUUCCAAGGAGUAUCGAUCAAACUAUCUUUAACUCUUCUAAAGAAACAUUAGAUUCUACUGACGAUGAUAAUUCUAAUAUCUCUGCCAACAAAUACACCAAGAAAUUCCGGGGGGAUGAUUUUGGCCUUAGUAACAGAGAUUCCCAAAUUACCAUAGAGUCAGAAUCUUCCAGCGAUAAUUCAAAAACUCUGAAUAGGUUUUCUUCCAGCAUUUCCACAAGUUUAAAUCCAGGCACUCCAAGUACUCAAGGCAGUUGUUCUGAAGACUGCCAAGAACAAAGAAUCCAAAUAUCCACACUUGAAUCAGAUAUUUGUACUCAAACAAUAAUGGAGUGUGAAGCAACCAGCACUGGUUUCCUUAAUUUAAAAUACUCUUGUGAGUUUCUGAAAUUCGAAGGAAGUCUUUUGGGCCAGAUUGGAACUGAGGCCAAUGAAAUGGUUACCUGGAUUAAUAAUUCCAGACCAUGCUCGGUACGGGAAAUUGGGAGACAAUUUUACUCAGGCAUUUCCAUUAGACAAGACAAGAACAUUGGAAUUCAGUGGCAUGUAUUGAUCAUAUUACUCUUCCAGUUGAUGAUUCUCGUCUUGGAUUUUAGAACUUCGCUCCAUAAGUUGAAGAACCUCAGAUUGUGGUCAGCUGUCCGCAUACUCUUAUGGCUUCUCUCCUGAAAACGAUAGAGCUCAAUUUACGACAUUAAUGACAUUCCUCAGCUUCAAACUCCAAUACUCUGUUGGAAUAUCCAGCCAAACUACACACAGUCCAACAUUGGGA